AUGGGUAGUUAUGUGGGCAAGCUUCACCCCACACCCAUGCCCCCUGCCCUGGGGGGCAAUGUCCUGCCAGAAGAGCUCACACACCCACAGCCCACUCACCCCACCCGUAGAAUUCCCACUGCUGGCCAGGUCCACCCAGCAUCCCAUGGCCUUGGAUCAACUGGCGGGCCAUCCAACAGGUGUCUACAGCAGAGGAAGCAGGUGCUGUUUGCUCACAACUGCAAGGUGUCCUUCAGCACAACACCCAGCUGUGCCCAAGACUCCUGCACAGCGAAGAGUGUGAUGAGGGCUCUUGGAGAGAGCAUCAGAGAAAAGGCUGAGCAAGAGAAAGACCCCGAAGUCACAGAGAAGCAGGAGGAGGAACCUCCAGGUGGGGUGCUGGCAGUCCAGAUACAAGACGCCCCACACCUGUUGUUUGAGCUCCUGCCCCCAACGAAAUGCCAUCGCAAGCUCCUACAGCUCAAGUUCAGGUUUCCCACUGCUGCAGAGGAGGAAGGAUCAGGCCUCAAAAAAACUUUUACUUCAUGUACCCACAUUACUGCAGUUGAAGGGGAACCUUUCUAUCAAUAUUGCUUAUUUUCACCUGCACAUGCGAAUGAAACAACCACCCGAAGACGGUACAAAAGCAGGGAAUCCCAUGGACAUGUUGAGCUAAACCCAAGCAGUUCACCCAGAAUUACUUUGCAUGAUUAUGUUUUGGAGUUUUGGCCAGCUGAGCUGGAGGACAGAGGAUCUUACUUUUUCCAAAUGGGAAAUGAUACUCAGGAAUGGAAAUUAAAUGUCAUUGGAAGAAAUAAACACAGCUGUUUUACCAAAAAACAAGUAAUUAGUAAAAGAGUGGAAGUUAAAAAAUCUUUGGAGAUAACCUGUAACAAUAGUUACUAUCAAAAACUGGUCAACCGAACAUCAUUGUACAAGAACUGCAAAAAGCUAUCUGAGAACAGUGCAAACCCACUGCUACGGAAGAACGCCGAGUUUGAAGACCAGGGCUACUACUCCUGUGUGUUUUCCCUUCUUCAUAAUGGAAAACCAUUUAACAUCACCAAAACCUUCAAUAUAACAAUAGUUAAAGUUCACAGUACUGUAAAUCCAGUUCUUCUUGGACCAAAGCUUAACCAUGUCGAAGUGGAAUUAGGAAAAGAUGUACAGCUCAACUGCUCUGCUUUGCUGAAUGAGAAGGAUUUGAUUUAUUGGAACUUCUGGAAAGGAAAUGGAACAGAUCCUAAUGUACAUGAAGAGAAAGGAGUGAAAAUUAGGACUUCAGAAGGCAAAUGGCAUGCUUCAAGAAUAUUGAGGAUUGAGAAUAUUAGUGAAAAUAAUCUACAUUUUUUAUGUAAUUGUACUGUGGUCAGUGAGGGAGGCACAGACACCAAAAGCUUCAUCUUGUUGAAGAAAGAUGGAAAAACAUACGAUGCUUUUGUGUCUUACCUGAAAGAAUGUGGACCCGAGAACGGAGAGGAGCGUAACUUUGCCGUGGAGACCUUGCCCGGGGUGUUGGAGAAACAUUUUGGGUAUAAGUUAUGCAUAUUCGAAAGGGAUGUAGUGCCUGGAGGAGCUGUUGUUGAUGAAAUCCAGUCAUUGAUAGAGAAAAGCCGAAGAUUAAUCAUUGUCCUCAGUGAAAGUUAUAUGUCCAGUGAGGUCAGGUAUGAACUUGAAAGUGGACUCCAUGAAGCGCUGGUGGAAAGGAAAAUUAAAAUAAUCUUAAUUGAAUUUACACCUGUUAGUGACUUCACGUUCUUGCCCCAAUCGCUAAAGCUUUUGAAGUCUCACAGAGUUCUGAAGUGGAAAGCUGAUAAGUCUCUUUCUUAUAACUCAAGGUUCUGGAAAAAUCUUCUUUACUUAAUGCCUGCAAAAACAGUCAAGCCAGGAAGAGAUGUAUCAGAAGUCCUGCCUGCUGUUUCAGAGUCUUGAUCUUCAGCAAAGCGGAACAUCAGAAAGACCUCUAGAGAUUCUGGGGACUGAGCCUGUGCAGGACAAAGGCUGUCAUCCAAAAGAUUUAACUCUAGUCUAUGAAAAUUCUACUCACAGUCUGAAGAUGACACGUGUCAUGAAGUUGUCAGGGAUAAGACUAAAUGAUGAGCUGUGGUCACGUGCUCCAGGAAGACCCUGGAGUGCAAAAGAAAUGCAGCUCCUCUUUCUUCUUCCAUAACUGGAUGCAGCUGCUCAUAUUUGAUUCCCUGUUCAGCAAGU
Galeopterus variegatus (Sunda flying lemur) is the source of this 2190-nucleotide messenger RNA. RefSeq names its product interleukin-18 receptor 1-like. NCBI's taxonomy places the organism in Eukaryota, Metazoa, Chordata, Mammalia, Dermoptera, Cynocephalidae. The record is from RefSeq and is a predicted model, not a curated record. Gene Ontology annotation, molecular function: interleukin-18 binding; interleukin-18 receptor activity. Gene Ontology annotation, biological process: interleukin-18-mediated signaling pathway; positive regulation of type II interferon production.